Microdochium trichocladiopsis is the source of this 2732-nucleotide messenger RNA. RefSeq lists its product as uncharacterized. The coding region runs from base 103 to 2403 and encodes 766 amino acids. The transcript is spliced from 6 exons. Lineage: Eukaryota; Fungi; Ascomycota; Sordariomycetes; Xylariales; Microdochiaceae. The record is from RefSeq and is a predicted model, not a curated record.
CCCGAUUCGGCCACCCGGCUUUGGUUCAAGAGGCAGCGCUUUUCAGUCGUCGCAAUAUUUCAUUUCAUCUGAUGUGGCCUUGUCAGCCAUCACGCUGAAACCAUGACUACCACCGCCAUACCCAACCUCCAGCCCCGCGCGUCUCAGGACUCGAUGCUGCCAGCAUAUCGUGCUGCUGACACAAACCCGCCAACGUACCGUGGUCCCGCGGACAUCUCGCCAGAGUCCUUGGCUGAGCUCAACGCAGCUCUCACCUCCAUCAAUCUCAAGGACAACCCAAAUCUGUCUGAGGAUCGUUGCUUGGCCCAUCUCAAGCUCCUCAGCGCUUUCCAGCAGCUCAAGGCUGACGUCGGAUACACCGACGGUCUCUGGCAGCUCUUUGAUGCAAGGGCACUGAAUUCUGAGACACAACCUGUGCACGUGAGCGAGAAGAAGGGCGAGAAGGGCGAGAAGGCCAAGGCUGCCGUCGACGACGAGACCAGUCCGCUCACCAAGAAGCUCGCCGAGAUUCGUGAGAAGAGAUGGAUCCUCUUCGUGGCUCGUGCUGUCGACAGGUACGAGGCUUGGUGGAAGACCUUCCAGGGCAAGCCGUUGGUUGAAGAGAUGAUGGAUAUCGAUGGUCCGCACUACAACAGCUUCCACACAGAUUCGGCUCCGAUGCAAUGGACCAAGUCAAUGCUUCCUCCCUUGGAUGUUCUUCUAGUGUGGCACUCACACAUGCUCAAUCCUCGCUGCUACCUCGAAGACUGUAUCAGAGCCGGAUUCGGUGGCCUUUGGGCAGCCGGCCUUCCCUGGGAGAUCAUCAACCCGUGCAUUGAUGACACCACAUUCAAAUACAGUGUCACAAGUGACGGCAAAGCCAACUGGACCAGUAGCACUGGCCGGUCGUGGGAUAAUGCUGAAGACUCGUUGGAGAAGACCAUCAAAUGCCCAAUAUGUUCAGCAACAAACACUGUUCCCUGGACUACUUGCGGCAUGCCAGAGAAUGAGAGUGCCGGCGCCAAGGAUGAUCUCGAGGGAAUGGGCUUCGGCGACGGGUCAUUCUUCUAUACUUGCGCAUCAUGUUCUCGUCCCAUCACCAACGAUCAUUUGGAGGUUGCUAGCUUUGUUGGGGACUUCCGUCGUCUGCUCAUGGACAACCAUCCCAUGCCCGGCACUAUUCUCAACUAUGAUUCGGGCCUACCUAAGUAUCUGUCAUACAGCUUGCAGGCUUACUGGGGCACGACAUUCCCGAACAGGUUGCUCAAGAACGCACUGAGAACUGAGAUCCUGGCACUUCUCGACGCCAACAACCCAGAAGCAGGUGCCUCAUCAAUCGAAACCGUGCGGCUGAUUCUGCAGAAAGCACUGACGAACGGUGAGGCGCUCAAGCUGGCUGGAGAACCUUCGUCACGGAAUGCUCGGCUGUCUCGGGAAUCCAAAGUCCACGUCCGCAAGAUGAUGGCGAGGUACUGGCGCAAUCAAUAUCCCUUCGCACUGGAUCUUGCAGGUGCUGUACACCGGCAGGGCUCUUUCGUGGAGAAAAUGUACCAGAUCGACUGGCUGCACAGCCCAUCGGCCCGGAAGACCAUGUCCCGACUUAUGGUCAAGUAUCAUCGUUUCAUGCGGCUGAUUGCUGAAAACUCACUGCAUGUUGUUGUGCCGACACUGGACGUUGAUCUUGCAUGGCACACGCAGCAGCUAAGUCCAAAGGAAUACAUGGCGUUCACGCUGGAAAAGACUGAGAAGUUCAUCGACCAUGAUGACAAGAUUGAGGAGCUGAAACUCCACGACGCCUUCUCCUGGACGUGCAAAGAAUACCAGAAGCUUUACAACGAGGUUUAUUCGGAAUGCACCUGCUGGUAUUGUGAAGCAAUCCGCACUUCUCAUACGUCGUCGGUGGGAAGACUCUUUGGCGCUUCCAGGAGUGAGAAAGUUGCGGACUCGUUCUACGAUUCUGGCCAGGCAAAGCUGUGCCCACCUGACAACAGUGCACACAUCUCGGCACACAACUCGGUUGUUAUUACCGAUGUCGAUGGCGUGAAAAACAUGGCCGAGGAGCGGGCCCGGAAGAAGGGCCGCAGGCUUGAUAAGAACGACAGUGAGGUCCACAACCACUGGGGAUAUGGUGCUGCGUAUGCUGUGCCCUUUGGCGCGCCAGUGGUGUUUGCUGGUGGUAUGUACUAUGGCGGUAGCCCGGGCGGUUGUCCCGGAGGUACGGGAGCCGCGGGAGGCUGUGUGGCCGGCACUUGCGCUGGUGCUGCAGCAGCUGGAGCGUGUGCCAUGGCGGCUGGUGGUUGUGGCGGCGGCGGCGGUACUUGCAGCGGCGGAGGAGCCUGUGGAGGAGGCGGAGGUGCUUGUGGUGGAGGGGGUUGCGGUGGAGGUGGUGGUGGUGGCUGCGGUGGUGGAGGCGGUGGCUCUUGAGAUGUCCUUCGUCUUGUGCUCAUUAUGCUUGCGUUUCAUAUUGUUAUCUUCCGCCUGUCACCUAUUUCAGAUGCUCAAUACCCUCGAAUGUUUGUUUGGUUCCAUUCAAAAACGUCCUCCAUCACUCUACUUCAAGAUUGAUCACUCGUUCGGAAGGCCGGGCAUGGCAGUCCUUGCAGUCAGUUGUACAGUCCGAUCAAAUAGUGACGUCUUCGGGAAAAAUGCCUCAGUGCAUGGCGGCGAACAGUCUCCUGAAUUUGAGCGGUCAUUCGUUUUCUCAGGUCGUACUUAACCAUAAUACAGCCAUGCUGGGCCUUGUGUAAGUCGAG